Molecule: messenger RNA, 1185 nt
Organism: Momordica charantia (bitter melon)
Lineage: Eukaryota; Viridiplantae; Streptophyta; Magnoliopsida; Cucurbitales; Cucurbitaceae
Product: exosome complex component RRP41 homolog
Biological process (GO): poly(A)-dependent snoRNA 3'-end processing; nuclear mRNA surveillance; U4 snRNA 3'-end processing
Cellular component (GO): nuclear exosome (RNase complex); cytoplasmic exosome (RNase complex); nucleolus
Molecular function (GO): RNA binding
Source: RefSeq, a predicted model, not a curated record
GUUUAAACAAAUUUCAAUCCGCGCCUCCACCCCUCGAUUUUUCCCUCCCUUCCUUCAUCCCGCUGUGGUCGCUCCCCACCAAAGUCGCCGCCGUCGCCGCAUCUCGCUGAAGCCGCCGUCGUCGCCGCUUCCUACUGAAGCCGCCACCGUCGCCGCAUCCCGCUGAAACCACUGCCGCCGCCGCAUCGUUUCUGGAGGUCUCAGAGUCUCUGCAACGUUGCUCACCGUCCUCAGCCUCUUUGAACUUCUUUUCCUUCUUCCAAGUCACCAUCCCUCGCUGCUGCACAACUUACUGUGUUUUGCAGAGAUGGAGUUUGUGAGCCCUGAAGGACUUCGCUUUGAUGGUCGCCGUCCCAUGGAAAUGAGGCAAAUUCGAGSAGAAAUUGGCGCUGUUUCUAAAGCAGACGGUUCUGCUGUUUUUGAGAUGGGUAAUACCAAAGUUAUUGCUGCUGUUUACGGUCCAAGAGAGGUUCAGAAUAGGAGUCAACAGUUGAGUGACCAAGCRCUGGUGCGCUGUGAGUACACUAUGGCUAAUUUCAGUACUGGAGAUCGCAUGAGAAAACCUAAGGGUGACAGGCGAUCCACAGAGAUAUCUUUAGUUAUUCGCCAAACGAUGGAGGAAUGCAUUUUAACACAUUUAAUGCCUCGGUCUCAGAUAGAUAUAUUUCUCCAAGUUCUUCAAGCAGAUGGAGGCACUAGAUCAGCAUGUAUCAACGCUGCAACUUUGGCGCUUGCUGACGCUGGAAUUCCCAUGCGUGAUAUCGUUACUUCUUGCAGUGCUGGAUACCUUAAUAGCACUCCUCUACUAGAUUUGAAUUACGUCGAGGAUAGUGCUGGUGGCCCUGAUGUCACUGUAGGCUUUCUACCUAAGUUGGAUAAAGUCACUCUUCUUCAGAUGGAUGCUAAAUUACCCAUUGAUAUAUUUGAGAAUGUCAUGCAACUAGCGAUCGAGGGCUGCAAAGCCGUAGCAAGUUACAUCCGAGAAGUUAUGUUGGAGAAUACGAAGAAACUCGAAUAUCAACGUGGUGCGUAGUCGGGAACAAUAUUGAGCAUUCUUACAAGCAAGGAUACUUCACCAAUGGAUUGGAAAUGAUCUUUUUAGAAAAGAUUAGUAAGAAACUGAUCGCAUGUGAAAUUUGUAGUUUUAAUUGUUUUAAAGAAAAUAUUAGAAAAUAAUAAAUUAGU